AUGUUCUUCCAACCCUUACCAGCUAAAGAUAAAAUCACUUUCACGAAUAGAAUAGGUAAAAAGGAAACUGGUACUAAAAUCAGGUUCAGAAAUGGUUUCUGUCACGACGGUUUAACAUCGGUCGAUAUUCAAGAAAUAGUGAAAGCCGGUGGACGAAUUAUUAAAAUAUUAGAUGGUAUAGUUUACGAAGAAAAUUUUAAAACUCCACCCUAUAGAGAUUAUAUUUUAAUUUUGAGAGAUCUAAGAAAUAAAUAUAAACGAGAAGGUAAUAUCACUACAUCGAGACAUCUAUGGAGUGAAGCGACUUUAAAAGCCAACAACGAUUCACACGUUAUAAACUAUGAAAAAGUAAAUGAUAGUCAAUUUAUAGUUAAGAUAAAUGAAGAAGAAAAGGAAUUUGACUGUACACCUCCUAAAUCUAUACGACUAACACCUAGUCAUUUGGGAUCAUUCGUUUUAUCUCACAGUAAAAAAAUAAUGAAUAAUUUUAUUCACGUGAUAGAUGGAUUUUAUAAGCCUGAAAUAUACUUUACGGAUACCGAUAGUUUAUACAUUUCGUCUAGCAAUUGGGAUAAAUUAAAUGAAGCUGGGUUAGUGUCCGAAAAUGAUUAUUGUAAAGGAAAGAAUGAUUACGGUGAUGGUGGAAUUAUAUUUGGUUUAUAUUUAGUGCCAAAAGUUAAAUACAAUAUCAUUCUAACUUCCGACGGUGUUUUAAAAGAAAAGAAAACGUUUAAGGGUUACUCUAAUGAUAAGAUAUCUGUAGAAGAUUAUAUUCGAUUAGCUAGUGGACACGAUGUGACGAAUGAAUUUAAGAAACCUUGGGUAAAAAGUUUCACCAAUGGAGUAGUUAUUCCAGAUGAUAAACAAAAGAAAGUUUUUAGAAGUUAUCUAAAUCUCGUUAAGAGAAGAACUUAA
Molecule: messenger RNA, 915 nt
Organism: Lottia gigantea (owl limpet)
Lineage: Eukaryota; Metazoa; Mollusca; Gastropoda; Lottiidae
Exons: 2
Coding region: 1-915 (304 amino acids)
Source: RefSeq, a predicted model, not a curated record